UGUGGAUCUACGCUAGACCAGUCCCAUCGAAGCAACCGUACGAGCUGCAAGGUGAAAGACUUUCGUCGGUGUUCCGUUGCAGUUUAUCGAGCUGCCUACUAACAGGUGUAUUGAACAGGAAACACACCAUUGCCUACAAUACAGUUUAUUGAACAACUUUAACAUCCGCUAUCAUAGUUAUGCAAAGCUCAGUUAUUUAUGUUUGAAGUGAAAUGUACAAAAGUGCGUUUCAAAUUGAAUCAGUUUAACAAAAAAGAUUGUACGCAAACUCACCACAUAGUUUUCAAGUUUAAAUGUGCAUCGUGGUAUAAAAAAGCAUAUAAUAAUACUUGUGUGCAGUUUUACUUAAAACGCUAGAAACCGUUUCCCGCAAAUCCCGCAAUCUCACCUGCCUGUGCCGUAGAAAGCAAAAGAAAGGAAAAGGAGAAAGUUGAGCAAGUUGAGCUGUUUGUGGUUGUGCUGUUAUAUUUGUUUUAAGCGUUUGCCCUCACUGGCGAUUAAAUAAGUUCGAUCAAAUCCAUGUUCGGCUAGUCACAGCUACAACAGGCCCGUUCGUAUCACCCGAUCGCCACCAUGGGUGGCAACGGAGUGCUGUGUUACUGCUACCGGUGGCAACAACGGCUACUGGCCGGAUGAGCGAUGAAAAGCGAUCAGAUGUGUGUGGUGCGCGAAUUUUCCUUCCAUACCAACCGUGUGCAGUAAGUGUUAAUGAAUAAUUACACUAAUUGUGGCCAUUUAAGGUGACGAAAAACGGUACCGGUUGUCGGCCAGGCUUGAUUGUGUCGUCUGAAAAGUGUCUCACAUCGAAGCAGCUUCCAGAAAAGGCAAAGAAAACGAGGCUGCCGCAACGUGCUGCCGUUGGGAAGAAUUCCGGAAGAUUAUCUGUCACCUGGACAAGAGGGAAAGACUUGGUGGGGUGGUAGAAGCGUAACAGGCACACACACAGGACAAUCUUGGCCGGUUUGUUUAGUUUGCUCACUGAGCUGGAAACUGGAAUCGAACGGGAUCGUAGAUGCAACUGGGGCUACGGCAAAGCUUGAUCGUACAGGCGUUUAUCGUGGACACUAGCAAACGGUCACCACAAGUACAGGAAUUGUGUUAGUGUGGUGACUAAAAUAAACCGAGCACAUUACACAAGUGAAUAGUUUACAACCCAAACUAUAGUUUGUACCAUCAUUCAACAUUGCACGACCAGGACAAGAGACAAACGAUGGCGGUUCAUUGCGAUCGUGUACCUAGCUGGCAAACACGUGGUUUGCUUGCCUGGUGCAUCUUUUCGACCAUUUUGAUGCUUCUGCUGCUUCCGCUGGUAUCGAUAGCCGAGAGCUAUGGGUACGAUUCAGCUUCAUCUUGCGAUCCGACGCGUGCAUCCCGCCGUGGCCGUUCCCAGCUAUUGAAAACCAUUCCGUGCGAUUUGAGCGUCCAGGCGUACUGCAAUCUGCCCGGUUCAGCAUAUCCGUGGCAUGCCGUUCGCCGGUUCGUGCAUGAAAACCAGGGUCUUAUGCGCCGUAUGUACGGUGAUGUGCGACACAUUUCGGUGCUUAAAGAAGAGUUUGAAAACAACGAAAUCGAUAUUGAUGAUAUCGAUCGUGCCACCGAACGAUAUACGCGUCCGGCCGAACAUGAUGGUGCCGGUGCCGGUAGAGGCGGCAAGCGGAUGAAGUAUUUGCGGCCAUCAUCGCUACAGUACGAUGCGGGACCGGGUCACUAUCCGCGCGAUAAGUCCAAUGAGAUCCCAAUCAAUGAGCCACAUUUCCGUCCCACCCAGAUGAAGACGACAACCAUGACACCUAGUAGCAGUAGCACCAUUGCCACCAGUACAACCACGGGCACUAAAGCGACAAUUACAGCAGUGGAGCCGAAUCUUAUCUCUACCACGGACAAGAGUGUUCCUUCAACUACUGCAAGCAGUGCCGGUACGAGUACUACCGUUGAAUCACCUCCACCGAAACAGGCAAGUGAUGCAUCUGCCGGACAAACGAAUCUACCAACACAAACUACUUUGGAUCUGCAGGAAUCAAGCCCUUCCGACGCUGGUAAAGCCGACCAACAGGUAGCUACUACCAUCAGAACGGCAGAGACCGAAACGCUUCUUGGUGGAGGUGCAACAGAUGCAAUACACGGCGUAUCGCCCAACAACAAUACCAUUCAACCAUCGGAUACUGAAGCAAUCGAUAUGGACGCUCUCUCAUCGCUGGCUAAGCUGGAAACGAAUGAAUCAUUGCAAACGACCUACAGCUCUGGUAGUAAAGGCGUUCAGGGGACAGUUGACAAAAUAUCAUCUACGUUGAAACUCGCCUCGUCCAACACUAUCAAAAAGGCAGAAGAUAUCGAUAGUAAGGAUCUGUCUGUCACGGAAAGUGGCUCCAAGGUAGCAGAGGUUGAGUCCACUAUUAGCAGUUAUCCAAACGAUCGUCAAGACACUGGUCCGGUAGUAGCGGAUGAUGUUGCUGCAGAUGAUCCAUCACCAAGCAGUAGUAAAACCGUCGCAGAACCAUUGAUACAACACGAUGCUGUAGGGUCUGCAACGAGCAACAAUGCACAACAACAGAAAAUACGAUUCGAAAGCAUUAAACCACACCCCGGGACGGUCAGCGGAACGAAAAAAACUAACCCCGAAGGGCAGCUAUUUCAAGAUGUCGCCCAGAAGGAACCGCCAGUCGUUAACGGUCGUGGAGUUAACGCCUGCCCAGUGAAGGAAGAGGUGGUCGCACCAUUCUGGGCUAACAAUACCCGUGGGGAAGUGUUGGCACUGCUGAACUUGUAUCCCUUCGAGCAGUACGUGCAUUGGGAGAAGUGUACGCAUGAAUUGAAGCAGAUGUACUGCCGGGAGGGUUGUCGUUGCGAGCAGCAGUAUCGAUUGCAUCGGCUGCUCGCUUACGAUCCACACAACGAGUGCCGUGGCAUCUUUUCCGAUUGGUUCCGGUUUCCGUCUUGCUGCAUCUGCAAGUGUUACGAUAUGCCAUUUGAUUUUCGCGUUACCUCGCGCAGUCCGCGCUCGCUGACCAAGGAGUCGAUCGAACUGGUGGAGGAUGAACUGCAGAACGCCAUCUACGAACAUGCGGCAGACGAGUGGUACAGGCCGAAGGAAAAUGAUUUUGAUUAAACGUUUUGCAUAUGAGCACCGUGUGUGUGUGUGCGCGCCCACGCAUCCAAAGGCUAGUGAUAUAAAUGUGUGUAUUGUUUUGUUUUUAUGGUUGUUUCGCUG
This is a messenger RNA of Anopheles funestus (African malaria mosquito), 3208 nucleotides long. RefSeq names its product protein spaetzle 4 (gene spz4). The record is from RefSeq and is a predicted model, not a curated record. The transcript is spliced from 3 exons. NCBI's taxonomy places the organism in Eukaryota, Metazoa, Arthropoda, Insecta, Diptera, Culicidae. Gene Ontology annotation, biological process: innate immune response; regulation of Toll signaling pathway; central nervous system formation. Gene Ontology annotation, molecular function: Toll binding; growth factor activity. Bases 1211 to 3106 code for a protein of 631 amino acids. Gene Ontology annotation, cellular component: extracellular region.